Molecule: messenger RNA, 929 nt
Organism: Protopterus annectens (West African lungfish)
Lineage: Eukaryota; Metazoa; Chordata; Ceratodontiformes; Protopteridae
Product: chymotrypsin-like elastase family member 2A
Exons: 9
Coding region: 1-885 (294 amino acids)
Biological process (GO): proteolysis
Molecular function (GO): serine-type endopeptidase activity
Source: RefSeq, a predicted model, not a curated record
AUGAAUCAAACAGAAGUGAUUUUCAUUCAGGACAACAUAGUACAGCAAAAAGGCCGUAGAAUAAUUAGCAGUAAAGUACCCUGGAGAAGAGAAAUAAAAGGGAGAGCAGGAAUGUCUUAUGGAUGUGGAAAGCCAGCAAUACCUCCAGCUGUGUCCAGAGUAGUAAAUGGAGUGGAAGCACGUCCCCAUAGCUGGCCAUGGCAGAUCUCACUACAGUAUCAGAAAGGAGACAACUGGGGCCAUACAUGCGGUGGGUCUCUGAUUGCCACAAACUGGGUGAUGACCGCUGCUCAUUGCAUUAAUAAAUCCUAUAACUACAGAGUGUUAGUCGGGAAGCAUAACCUGCAGGAGUCUGAACCCGCCUCACAGACCAUCGCUGUGGAAAAGAUGUUUGUCCAUGAGAAGUGGAACCCAAUUCUUGUGGCUUUUGGGUUUGAUAUUGCCUUGCUUAAGCUUGCAGAACAUGUUACUGUGGGUGACAACAUUCAGCUUGCCUGCAUACCCCAUCCUGAAACCAUCCUAGCACAUGAUUACCCUUGCUACAUUACAGGCUGGGGCAGACUCUACACCAAUGGACCAAUUUCUGACACCCUUCAGCAAGCCCUCAUGCCUGUUGUCAGUUAUGAAAUCUGCUCCAAACCAGACUGGUGGUUUGUUGGAGUUAGAGAGACAAUGGUUUGUGCUGGUGGAGACGGCAUUGUUGCUGGAUGUAAUGGUGACUCUGGAGGGCCUCUGAAUUGCCAGAAUGCACAAGGAACAUGGGAGGUGCAUGGAAUUGCAAGCUUUGUUUCUGGACUUGGUUGCAACUAUGUAAAGAAGCCCACUGUUUUCACUCGUGUAUCUGCUUACAAUAGCUGGAUCGAUCAGAUACUGGCUAAUAACUGAAGACCUUUGGACAAAAAUUGCAAAUAAAACCUGUUUCAAAAGUU